ACUUAAUCGAGUUGAGGUUUUUGAAGUAUUAUUCUUUUGGAAAGAAUAUAUGAGUAAUAUUAUAUUUCUCUGCAAAUUGGAAGGUUUGUAAAAUCAUGAGAGAAACACAGGCGAUUGUAAUUUGUGGUUAGGUUAACUACAAUAGAAUGGACAUUAUAUUGAAUAAGAAGUAAAAAUUAACAAGAAGAAUCACAGGAAAAACCUAGUUUAGUUAUUGACCGACUUUAAGGAGGUUUUCAUGGCGCUUUCAUCUCCAAAUUCUGUUUCACUUAAUCUUCUUCAAAUUGCUGCCUUCUCUUUGCUAUCCUGCUUCUAUGCCCUAGAACAUGGAAUACCAGUGAAGGUGGAACCACAAAUAGCCUUGAGGGCUGAAGAUGAAGAACAUACAGUCAAGAGAUCAGACUUUUCUAAUGAUUUCUUGUUUGGAGCUUCUACUGCUGCCCUGCAGAUUGAAGGAUCAACAAAGAGUGAAGGGAGAAGGCCAAGCAUUUGGGACACGUUUUUAGAGAAACACCAAGCUAAAGUGAUUGAUGGAAGCAACGUGAAUACAGCUAUUGAUUCUUACAAACGCUACAGGGAAGAUUUGGAACAUUUGAAGAACCUUGGAGUAAAUGCCUACAGAUUUUCCAUCUCUUGGACCAGGAUAUUUCCUGGUGGUUCCUUGAGUGGCGGGGUGAAUCAACAGGGCAUCGAUCACUACAACAAGUUGAUUAAUAUAUUAAUGGAAUAUGGUAUCAAACCUUUAGUGACACUGUAUCACUUUGAUCUUCCUCAAGCCUUGGAAGAGAAGUAUGGUGGCUUCUUAAACAGCUCAAUUUUGAAUGAUUUCAAGGAUUACUGUGAUAUUUGUUUUGAAACAUUUGGAGACAGAGUAAAAACUUGGAUUACGAUAAACGAGCCACUAAUGAUUGCACAGCUUGGAUAUGAUAUAGGAAUUGCCCCACCAGGCAGGUGCUCAAAAAGAGCAGAUUGUGCAGCUGGUAAUUCGUCCACUGAGCCUUACAUUGUAACCCAUAAUCUUCUACUCUCCCAUGCUGCUGCUGCCAAGCUUUACAAGGAGAAGUAUCAGGCGAAACAAGGGGGAGAAAUUGGAAUUUCCCUCGUAGGAAAAUAUUUUGAGCCUUUUUCUGAAUCAGUAGAUGACAAAACUGCACAAGAAAGAGCCUUGGACUUUGAAUUGGGAUGGUAUAUAGAACCAUUAGUAUAUGGUGAUUAUCCCAGUGUGAUGAGAGAGUUAGUGAAGGACAGGCUCCCUACUUUCACUAAGCAAGAAAGGAAGUUAGUGAAGGACUCUUUUGAUUUUAUUGGCAUAAACUACUAUACAUCAAAUUAUGCCAAAAGCAUCCCAAUAGAUCCAAAUGCUGCACCCACCAGCUACACUUAUGACCAAUUUGUAGAUGCCACAGCUAAGGCCAAAGAUGGAGUUUUCAUUGGCCCAAAGGCUGAAGGAUAUACGGAUAUUUAUGUUUACCCAGAAGGGCUGCAGAAAGUAUUGGAAUUUAUCAAGCAGAAAUACCAAAACCCUAAAAUUUACAUAACCGAGAAUGGAGUAACUGAGAAAAGAGAUGAUAGCCGUGGACUGAUUGAAGCACUGGAUGAUCAACAUCGGAUCUCCUAUAUUCAGCAGCACUUGUAUCGGGUCCAUAAAGCAAUUAAGAAUGGGGUGAAUGUAAAAGGAUAUUUCUACUGGAGCCUAUUUGAUUCCUUUGAAUGGUUAGGGGGAUACACAAUAAGAUUUGGACUUUAUUAUAUAGAUUAUAAUGACAAUCUUAAGCGCAUCCCCAAGAUUUCUACCUUGUGGUAUCAUGAUUUUUUGCAAGGUGACAGAAGGCAGAGCUAUUAAACAUACUGUACUUCUGGUAUUACAAUGCAUGGACACGACGAUAUUGAGACAUACGAACUGAUGAUUGCCACAGAGACAUGAUCUUCAAGACCCAGAACAUGACUAUUGCUAAAAUACUAAAGAUGUAGUGUGGAAGUGUAUAUAAGUAAGUCCAGUCAUAACCGAGUUGUUCAACAACAACUUUGUGUAUCAUUUCUUUUUCCUAAAUUCAUAUUCUUUUUUGGCA
Messenger RNA from Ricinus communis (castor bean), 2069 nucleotides. Its product is annotated as beta-glucosidase 24. Lineage: Eukaryota; Viridiplantae; Streptophyta; Magnoliopsida; Malpighiales; Euphorbiaceae. The transcript is spliced from 15 exons. Gene Ontology annotation, biological process: carbohydrate metabolic process. The record is from RefSeq and is a predicted model, not a curated record. The coding region runs from base 239 to 1843 and encodes 534 amino acids. Gene Ontology annotation, molecular function: beta-glucosidase activity.